AUGACAUCACAGCAAGAGCUCAGAGACGCUAUUGAAAACACAACCAGACAGUUCCUGGCUGCCUACAAAGAAGCUGGAGAACAAAACAACCCAGCAAUCAUCAACCGUGAUGUCACCGACUCCUGCAAAAGAUACUUCAAGCCAGCUGGUGUUCUUCAGCUAUUCGGAUCGCCUCCGGAAGAUGGCUUGAGUAACGCCGACUACGAAGCCGCCAUGGCUCUCGACCUCGAGAAAUACGUAGUCACUUACAGCGACGUCUCUGACUUGACUAUCGACACCGAGGCACGCAAAUCAGCCGCAACGACUGUGACAGGCAUGAAAUACAAGAAUGGCGAAGAGGACGUCAUAGAGCAUUCGUGGGUUUUGGACUUCAAUGAGGAUGGCUCAAAGGUCACAAAGGUUAUCGAGUUUUGUGAUAUGGAUGGGCUAAGACGGAUGUUCGUCAAAGUAUACAGUGGCAAGGAAGGCACCAGAUAG
Messenger RNA from Fusarium proliferatum ET1, 477 nucleotides. RefSeq lists its product as uncharacterized. The transcript has a single exon. Lineage: Eukaryota; Fungi; Ascomycota; Sordariomycetes; Hypocreales; Nectriaceae. Bases 1 to 477 code for a protein of 158 amino acids. The record is from RefSeq and is a predicted model, not a curated record.